Molecule: messenger RNA, 245 nt
Organism: Candidula unifasciata
Lineage: Eukaryota; Metazoa; Mollusca; Gastropoda; Stylommatophora; Geomitridae
Source: the annotation of a GenBank genome assembly
GUGUACACUGUGAGACAGACAUCAACGAAUGUCGGGACUUUCAUGUCUGCCAACAUGGCGGUGUCUGUGUGAACACGCAUGGAAGUUUCACGUGUGUGUGCAGGAGUGAGUACUUUGGACCCAAGUGUGAGCAGGACGUGAACGAGUGCCAGAAAAACCCUUGCAAACAUGGCGGACAGUGUCAGAACUUUCCUGGAGGAUUCUUCUGCGAAUGUCCUGAGAGAUACACAGGAACCCUCAUGUGA